Beta vulgaris subsp. vulgaris (sugar beet) is the source of this 669-nucleotide messenger RNA. Its product is annotated as thioredoxin H-type 1. NCBI's taxonomy places the organism in Eukaryota, Viridiplantae, Streptophyta, Magnoliopsida, Caryophyllales, Amaranthaceae. Bases 154 to 504 code for a protein of 116 amino acids. Gene Ontology annotation, molecular function: protein-disulfide reductase activity. The transcript has 3 exons. The record is from RefSeq and is a predicted model, not a curated record.
CCCACACCUUUUUCGCCACAAUAAAUAGUUGAAGAUGUGAGCAACGAAGCAAAUACAUUCAUAUCAUCUUUCGUCUUCGAAUUUUGACUUUGAGCAAAUUUUAUUUGGCCGACAAAAUUAUUUGCAAGAGAGAGAAAUUUACUAAUAACAAAAAUGGGAGAUCAAGUUAUUGGUUGCCACGCCGUUGACCAGUGGAAUGAGCACUUCGAGAACGGCAAAAACUCUGGAAAAUUGGUUGUGGUUGAUUUCACGGCUUCAUGGUGUGGGCCAUGCCGCUUCAUCGCACCAAUUCUGGCUGAUUUGGCUAAGAAGCACCCAAAUGCAAUCUUUCUCAAAGUUGAUGUUGAUGAGUUGAAGACUGUUGCUGAGGAGUUUAAGGUUGAUGCCAUGCCGACCUUUGUUUUCUUCAAAAAUGGGGAGGAAAUUGACAGGGUUGUGGGUGCGAGGAAAGAGGCCCUCAUUGAGAAGGUAGAGAAGCAUGUGGCUGUUGCUACUACCUCCUGAGCUGUCUAAUGAAGUUAACGACGAGUUUAUUGCUUUCUUAUGUUAAUGCUCAACCAGAUCCUGAACUAUGUAUGCUUGUAUGAUUUAACUUUGGAUGACAAUGCAUUCUUAUGGUUGUUCUGAAAGACAAUUUAUAGUGAAUAACAUACUUUGUGUUGUGUGUAA